This is a messenger RNA of Achroia grisella, 889 nucleotides long. RefSeq lists its product as uncharacterized. Lineage: Eukaryota; Metazoa; Arthropoda; Insecta; Lepidoptera; Pyralidae. The transcript has 3 exons. The coding region runs from base 81 to 683 and encodes 200 amino acids. The record is from RefSeq and is a predicted model, not a curated record.
CCAACUAAGUAUUGUGUUAACAGCAUACAAUUUUUAACAUUAGAGAGUUAUUACAUUUUACUUUAUAAUAUACUCAUAUAAUGCAGUCAUCUCAGUUUAAUGAUGUAACUUUGCAUAAAGAAUUUAAAUGGUUAAACGAGCCGGCAACCUGGCAAAUAGAAUCUCACAGUUUAAGAGUAAUCACUGAUAAUAAGACAGAUUUUUGGCAAGGGACCUGGUACAAUUUUUAUUUCAACACUGCGCAUGUAUAUGGUGUUGAUAUAAGUGAUGACUUCAAUUUUACGGCCUGUAUUGAAGCAGAUUUCACUACAUUGUACGACCAAGCAGGCCUUACGAUUUAUUUGGAUGAAAAACGCUGGUUAAAAGCAGGCAUAGAGUACAACGAUGGACAGCCUAUGAUAGGCAGUGUGCACACUAAUGGAACUUCGGAUUGGGCAACUGGCGAAUACCAUGGCGACCCGCGUAAAUUCUGGCUGCGUCUCACUAAAGUGCGCGACGUCGUCUGUGUAAAAUAUUCCACAGAUAAAGUAAAAUGGACUCUACUUAGACUGUGCCAAUUUCCCGUAUCUGAGAAAUAUUUCGUUGGCUUGAUGUGCUGUACCCCUCAACGGCAAGGUUUAGAGGUUAAGUUCAGCGAUGUAUCUGUUUCUGUGCCCAAUAAGGAUAUACUACAUUCAAAUUAGGUACCAUCUACACGUCAUACCAAUUUCAGUCAUUUUGACUCCUCCCUCCCAUGUCACAGCUGGUCAAAAUUUCAUCCUCGUUGCCAUAUAAUAAUAGCAAGACCUUCUGUGUAAAAAGAUGUUUAGUAUUUCUCGAAUAUUCGAUUGAUUAAACAAUUUAAUUAAAAAAUCGACUAAAGUUACCCCAUUCAUUCUAUUAUUACUUU